Molecule: messenger RNA, 4897 nt
Organism: Hemiscyllium ocellatum (epaulette shark)
Lineage: Eukaryota; Metazoa; Chordata; Chondrichthyes; Orectolobiformes; Hemiscylliidae
Gene: aldh1l1
Product: aldehyde dehydrogenase 1 family, member L1
Exons: 23
Coding region: 244-2949 (901 amino acids)
Biological process (GO): 10-formyltetrahydrofolate catabolic process; one-carbon metabolic process; biosynthetic process
Cellular component (GO): cytoplasm
Molecular function (GO): aldehyde dehydrogenase (NAD+) activity; formyltetrahydrofolate dehydrogenase activity
Source: RefSeq, a predicted model, not a curated record
GGCGAGUCCUGCCUGAGUCUAUUCCAGUCUCGGCCACUCUGUGGGACACAGCGGGCUCCAUCCUGAACUCUCUCUGGAAGUCCCUUCGAGACUCUGAACUCCCAAAGCUCUGCAAAGUUGGAGAGCUGUCCCGGGGGCUCCCUCUGUGAAGUGGGUCUUGUAUUUUCAAUCAUCCGGAGACCCGGAAGCUACAAUCAGCAAUACCCAGUGUUUGGUUUCCCUGUGUCUUAGUGCUGAAGGAAGAUGAAGAUUGCUGUGAUUGGACAGAGUCUGUUUGGCCAAGAGGUGUACAAGGAACUCAAAAAGGCAGGCCACCAGAUUGUUGGAAUAUUCACAAUCCCCGAUAAAGAUGGCAAGGAGGAUCCUCUUGCUGCAGAGGGGAUGAAGGAUGGUACACCUGUGUUCAAGUACACGCGCUGGCGGGUGAAAGGGAAGGCGAUUCCAGAGGUGGUGAGCGAGUAUUCGAGUCUCGGAGCAGAGCUGAACGUGUUGCCUUUCUGCUCCCAGUUCAUUCCAAUGGAAAUAAUUGACUUCCCCAAACAUGGCUCCAUCAUCUACCAUCCAUCCCUCCUCCCUAGGCACAGGGGAGCCUCAGCUAUCAACUGGACUCUGAUCCAUGGAGACAAGAAAGGAGGGUUCAGUAUUUUCUGGGCAGACGAUGGCUUGGAUACAGGUCCCAUUCUCAUGCAGAAAGAAUGUGAGGUGUUUCCUGAUGAUACCAUCAGCACGCUGUACAACCGAUUCCUCUUCCCUGAAGGAAUUAAAGGCAUGGUUGAGUCGGUGGACCUCAUCGCCGCUGGGAAGGCCCCAAGAAUCAACCAGCCUCCUGAGGGAGGAACUUAUGAGGGCAUUCAGAAGAAAGAAAAUGCAAAGAUUAACUGGGAUCAACCAGCAGAGGCCAUUCACAACUGGAUCCGAGGCAAUGACAAGGUCCCUGGGGCCUGGUCAGAGGUGAAUGGACACAAGCUGACGUUUUUCGGCUCGACAUUGGUCAGUGACGCCCCGCCCCAGGGUCAGACACUGGACAUUCCGGGAGCUCAUGCCCCUGCCAUUGUCACCAGGAACGGUCUGCUCCUCUUUGGGAAUGAUGGGAAAAUGCUUUUGGUGAAGAGUUUGCAGUUUGAAGAUGGUAAAAUGAUCCCAGCCUCCAAAUACUUUUCCUCUUCAGAAAGUUCCUCCUUACAGCUAACUGAAGAGGAGGAGAAAAUCAAAGAGCAACUCCGAGUUAUCUGGAAGGGCAUCCUCUCGAAUGUCACAGAAAUUGUAGAUUCAACCGAUUUCUUCAAAUCAGGAGCUGCCUCGAUGGAUGUGGUCAGGUUGGUGGAGGAGAUCAAGUUAAAGUGUCGGGGUGUUCAGUUGCAGAAUGAAGAUGUGUACAUGGCGACGACAUUCGGGGACCUGACACAAACACUUGUGAAGAAACUCCGUGGUGAAGAUGAUGAGGAAGAGCUGCCAAUAGAUUACAUUGAGUUGAACAUCAAUAACCUGACCCUGCACAUGCCCCAUCAAGUCUUCAUCAAUGGGCAGUUUGUCGAUGCUGAAGGAGGGAAGUGUUACAAUUCGAUUAACCCAACCGACGGCUCUGUUAUCUGCAGAGUGUCGCUCGCUCAGGUAGCCGAUGUUGACAAGGCAGUAGCAGCAGCGAAAGAGGCCUUUGAGACUGGGGAAUGGGGGAGAAUGAACCCCAGAGACCGCGGGAGACUCAUCUACAGACUCGCUGACUUAAUGGAGCAACACCAGGAGGAAUUGGCAACAAUUGAAGCUAUUGACUCAGGUGCCGUGUACACUCUGGCACUGAAGACCCACGUGGGAAUGUCCAUCCAAACGUUCCGCUACUUCGCCGGAUGGUGCGACAAGAUUCAGGGCAGCACCAUCCCCAUUAACCAAGCUCGACCCAAUCACAACCUAACCUUCACUAAGCGGGAGCCAGUUGGUGUGUGUGGAAUUGUGAUCCCCUGGAAUUAUCCGCUGAUGAUGUUGGCCUGGAAGACUGCAGCCUGCCUAGCUGCUGGGAACACUGUGGUCCUUAAACCAGCUCAGGUGACUCCUUUGACAGCGUUGAAAUUCGCAGAGCUGACGGUGAAGGCCGGAUUCCCAAAGGGGGUCGUGAACAUUUUGCCAGGAGCAGGUUCAUUGAUUGGACAAAGAAUAGCUGACCAUCCUGAUGUUCGAAAGCUUGGCUUUACCGGAUCCACCCCAGUCGGGAAACAAAUUAUGAAAAGCUGUGCCCUGGUAAAUGUAAAGAAAGUAUCUUUGGAGCUGGGGGGAAAGUCUCCUCUCAUCAUCUUCAGUGACUGUGACUUAGUCAAAGCUGUACGUGCGGGAAUGGGGGCUGUGUUUUUCAACAAGGGAGAGAAUUGUAUCGCUGCUGGACGGCUUUUCAUUGAAGAAUCUAUUCACGAUCAGUUCCUGCAAAAAGUGGUUGAAGAAGUAAAGAAAAUGAAGAUUGGAAAUCCUCUGGACAGGUCAACAGACCAUGGACCUCAGAACCAUAAGGCCCACUUGGACAAGCUGAUUGAGUAUUGUUCUACAGGGGUGAAGGAAGGGGCCACACUCGCAUAUGGAGGGAAGCAAGUCCCACGGCCAGGAUUUUUCUUUGAACCGACGGUGUUUACUGAUGUACAGGACAGUAUGUUCAUUGCGAAGGAGGAAUCCUUUGGGCCGAUCAUGAUUAUCUCCAAAUUUCAAAAUGGAGAUCUCGAAGGGGUCCUGAGACGAGCUAACAACACCGAGUAUGGUUUGGCUUCAGGCGUGUUCACCCGUGAUCUCAGCAAAGCUCUGUACGUCAGUGAGAAACUACAAGCUGGAACUGUCUUCAUCAACACCUACAACAAAACUGAUGUGGCAGCACCAUUCGGGGGAUUUAAACAAUCUGGCUUUGGCAAGGACCUAGGACAAGAAGCUCUGAACGAGUAUCUGAGGACCAAAACCGUCACCAUUGAAUAUUAGCAACGGACUGAGAGCAGGAAAAGAAGUGAGAUUGUUUGUUCCAGUGAUUCUCGUCACUGGCCAUGUCACUUUCUGAAAAAGGAAUGAAUAAACAGAUAAGCAUUUCCUAAUAAUCAAUAAUGAUGCAAUUCUAGCAACACCUCUGACCCCAUUCCCAGUAUUUGGCCAAUUGGUGGAAAACUGUAAUUAAAUGGAUUGCUCUUUGAAAGGGCCGGAGCAGACUCGGUCGACUAAAUGGUCACUUUCUGUCCUGUGCCAUUCUAUGAAUCACUGAUAACCAGUGUUAUUGCCAUCAUUGAUCUCGAGUCUGCGUACAAAAUCUUUGGCCUUAACUCCUCCAUACGUUUACAAUCAGCAGAAGUCAAUCAUUAAUUAAAUAUUGGACGAGGGAGGAGGCCAUAGGGGCACACUCUAAAGAUGGACAAUAAACACUGACCCAGCCAGCGAUCCUCACAGGGUGAGCACAGGCUGCUCUCUGCCUUUAUUCCUGAUGAAGGGCUUUUGCCCGAAGCGUCGAUUUUCCUGCUCCUCGGAUGCUGCCUGAACUGCUGUGCUUUUCCAGCACCACUGAUCCAGUGACCCUCACAACCAACCGACAGACUUUUGAAAAAUGUCCUUGAGUUUGCCCUGUGACCCUCCCAGCCCGGUUAUACUCCCUUCCACCCUCUUCCAUCAGGCAGAAGACACAAAAGUUUGAAAAUACACACCAACAGAUUUAAGAACAGCUUCUUCCCCACUGUUAUCAGAUUUAUGAAUGGACCUCUCAAAUAUUAGGGUUGAUUUUUCUCUGCACCUUCUGUGUAGCUGUAACAUCAUAUUCUGCAUUCUGUUCUAUUCCCCUGAUGGAAGGUAUAAUUUGUCUGGAUAGUAAGUAAAAUGAUACUUUCCACUGUGUCUCGGAUCAUGUGACAAUAAUAAAUCUAAUCAAAAUCAAAAUCAAAUCAGGUCACCUCAACUUCACCAUCAGUUUCGCUCCAAAUCCCUGGCUGCCCUUUUCCAACAAGAAUCUUGGAAUCUCCAACUGAUGUCCACAAAUCUUUGGGAAUUCCAGUUUUCAACUUCCUGUUGUGUGGAGAAUUGCUUUCUGACCACAGCCUGCUCAGCCUGGUUUUAAUUUUGUCCUGGUCUCCUGACUCCCUGUACCAAACCCACCACAGCUUCUCUCUGUCAACGCUAUCAACUGUUUGAUUCAUUUAAACAUCUCAGUUACACCAUCCUCUCUGUCCAAUCCCUGCUGCACACUCUCCAUCUCCUCUCUCCCCCCCCGCCCCCCCCCCACCACAACUCUAUCUCUUCUGCUCUCUAUCCCCAUAUUCUACAUUUCUGCCCUUUCUCUCUCCCCCCCCCCGCCCCAGUGUCUCUCCCUGUCUUGUUUUCUCUCUCUCUCUCUCUCUCUCUCUAUCAAACAGGACUCAGUGACCUGCUCCAUUACUAUAUCUAGUUCCAUUUUCUUUCCAGCCUCGUGACCAAAGCUAAUGACUGUACCCCUAGCCAGACAGCACGUUUGAACUUUGGAUUUUUCUCCUCAAUAUGAAUUUUAAAAUCAAACUGUACAGAGCUCCAUUUGGCCAUUUGGGUCAACGAGUCUGUGCUGUACUGAGUAACCCACUCAGGCUGCAAUUAUGAGAUUUCAUUUCAACCCUUGGAUCUUACCCACUGUGGAUCCCAGGAAUGUACCAGUCAGGAUCCAGUCAUGUUCAUUAAACAAGGAGUAAUCCACUGGAGAAAUGACAGUGAUUGGAUAUUCAGGUAAUCUCUUGCUAUACCUGGAUUCAACUGGCCAUUUGUACCUCUCAGAGGAUUCCCGGAGAUCCCUGGUGAUUCACAAAGCUGUUUCCCUCCCCCCAUCCCGACCAACGGAGCUAUGUUUCCUUUUGCACUUUGCAAUCACUGUUAAUGAUUUGUAUGUGAUGUUUAAUAGUUUGGUAAUAAAUGCUGUUGAAUUAGA